Messenger RNA from Drosophila grimshawi, 440 nucleotides. RefSeq lists its product as uncharacterized. The record is from RefSeq and is a predicted model, not a curated record. NCBI's taxonomy places the organism in Eukaryota, Metazoa, Arthropoda, Insecta, Diptera, Drosophilidae. Bases 73 to 237 code for a protein of 54 amino acids. The transcript is spliced from 2 exons.
AACUUGCAUUUUAUAUACACAAAAAAAGUGAGAAUUGUAAAACAAUUUUCGUACUUAAUAUUAGUUAGAUAAAUGGACUGCUGUGGUGGUGAGGUGCGCAGCGAAAGCAUCUACAACAUGCUGCAGGCCCUCGUCGACUCCAAAGUGAUCAACGUGCAGUUGUUUACCAUCGCCGUUGGCAUUUUCUUUGUGCUGCUGCUGCUGAAGAACAAUUUUCGCAGCUUUUCGGGCACAUAAGAAGAGUUGGCGCUCAUUUGUAGUGUUAAAUUAAUAUACAAAUGUAAAUGUAAUAGAGAAGUGUGGAGAGUGGAGAGAACGGAGAGUGGAGAAUGGAGCAGCUUGGCAGAGUGACGUCAUACCAGCCACGCAAUAACGGUUCAGGGUCAGAUUCCCUACCCAAAAUGAAAUAAAAAUAUAUAUUUACAUAUAAGGCAAACAUA